AUGAAUCAAAAUUACUGGAGGAUAUUCGCUAAUAAAUUGUUCCUGUUGUUUUUUUCUUCCGCCUAUCUGUUCUACAAUCCAGUAACCGGCAAUGCUGUAAAACUCAACAGCCAAAAUGUUGACAUGACAUUAGCAUCUAAUGAGUUAGUUAUAAUAAACUUCUAUGCCGAUUGGUGUCGGUUUAGUGGUAUUCUUACUCCAAUCUUUGAAGAAGCUGCUGCAAAAGUUUCUGAACUUUAUCCAGAGUCCGGUAAAGUUGUGUUGGGAAAAGUAGACUGUGAUACUGAAACUUCCAUUGCAUCUAGAUUUCAAAUUACUAAAUAUCCUACCAUAAAAGUAUUAAUCAAUGGACAACCAGCUAAAAGAGAAUAUAGGGGUAAGCGAUCAGUUGAAGCAUUUGUGUCUUUUGUACAAAAACAGCUUGAAGACCCGAUACAAGAAGUGUCCAGCUUGUUUGCCGCGGCUGAUGUGAAGUCAAGGGUUGUAAUUGGAUACUUCGAAAACAAAAAUUCUCAAGAAUACCAAGUAUUUAGAAAAGUGGCAACAAAUCUCAAAGAUGAUUGUCUUUUUUAUGCUGGAGUUGGUGAAACAUUCCGUGCUAUGCAUCCGCCCAACGAAACGAUAAUAGAAUUCAGACCGGACCGGGCAUCUCCCAAAUCUGAACAUCAUACUUUCAGAGGAAAUUCAGCCGAUUAUGAUUCUCUAAAUAUAUGGGCGACAGACAAUUGCUUACCGUUAGUACGCGAAAUAACGUUUGAGAAUGCUGAAGAAAUCACAGAAGAAGGAUUACCAUUUUUACUAUUUUUCUAUCAUCCUGAUGAUUUGGAGUCCAUUAAGCUGUUCAAAGAAAUUGUUGGCACAUAUUUAAUACAAGAGAAGCAACGCGUUAACUUUUUGACGGCCGACGGCGUCAAGUUUGCACAUCCAUUGCAGCACCUGGGGAAACGACAUACCGAUUUACCUGUAGUUGUCAUUGAUAGUUUCAAACACAUGUAUCAGUUCCCAGCAAAAAGCGAUUACAAAAACCAUGAGCAUCUGAAAACAUUUAUUGAUGAUCUGUACUCCGGUAAAUUACAUAGAGAAUAUCAUUUGGGUCCUCAGGAAAUUUCUGCCAUAGAAGUAAUCCAUGGUCAUAACCAACCUGCUGAACAGACUAUGCCACCAGAAUCUACUUUUAAGAAAUUGGCACCGUCUAAAAAUCGUUACACAUUAUUAAAAGAAGAAUUAUAG
Messenger RNA from Macrosiphum euphorbiae (potato aphid), 1230 nucleotides. The record is from the annotation of a GenBank genome assembly. NCBI's taxonomy places the organism in Eukaryota, Metazoa, Arthropoda, Insecta, Hemiptera, Aphididae.